UGUCUCUCCUUUCUCUCUCUCUCUUCUUCUUUCUCUCUCUCUCUCUCUCUCUCUUUCCCCCUUUUAAUUCUAUACUGCUUUGCAUCACUCGCUACCACGUCUCCUAAUCAUCAUCAUCUCCUAAUCGUCUUUCAACCUAAUAUCCAUCUACCCCCUAAUCUUACCCACUCCAAAUCACUUGCUCUCGUCUCAAGCACCAACGUCGUGCAGAAGACAAGAGCCAUGACGGUCUCCCACGAUUAUUCACUCAGGGGUUCCUCCCAGAACAACAUGGCUACCCUGGAAGAUAGAUUUGAGGUGUUGAAGGAAAUCGGGGAUGGAUCCUUUGGGAGCGUGUCUCUCGCUCGAGUCCGAACCGCUGGCUCGAACGUAGCACGCCGGGGAACCAUGGUCGCGAUCAAGACGAUGAAGAAGACUUUUGACUCCUUCGCUUCUUGUCUAGAGCUCCGAGAAGUCAUUUUCCUGCGGACCCUGCCGAGUCAUCCUCACUUGGUUCCCGCUCUCGACAUCUUCCUGGACCCCCUGACCAAGAAGCUGCACAUCUGCAUGGAGUACAUGGACGGCAACCUCUACCAAUUGAUGAAAGCACGGGAUCACAAGUAUCUGGAGGGCAGACAUGUGAAGAGCAUACUAUACCAGAUCUUAUCGGGAUUGGACCAUAUUCAUGCUCAUAACUUCUUCCACCGGGAUAUUAAGCCGGAAAAUAUCCUGGUUUCCACGUCUGCACCCAACGAUUCCGCGUUCAGUCGAUACUCCAAUCUCGUCACACCCCCUUCGACGCCACCUACUUACACGGUUAAGAUUGCCGAUUUCGGGCUUGCUCGAGAAACCCAUUCCAAGUCGCCAUACACCACGUAUGUGUCGACGCGAUGGUAUCGUGCCCCAGAGGUCCUCCUCAGGGCCGGCGAGUACUCAUCACCCGUCGAUAUGUGGGCAGUGGGUGCCAUGGCGGUGGAAAUCGCUACAUUGAAGCCGCUGUUCCCUGGGGGUAAUGAAGUGGAUCAGGUGUGGCGUAUCUGCGAGAUUAUGGGCAGUCCAGGAAACUGGUACAACAAGUCCGGUGCUAAAGUCGGUGGUGGUGAAUGGCGCGAGGGCAAUAGAUUAGCCCAGAAAUUGGGCUUCACCUUCCCCAAGAUGGCACCUCACUCCAUGGAGAGUAUCUUGCCGCCACCGCAGUGGCCCCAGGCUUUGAGCAACUUCGUGACGUGGUGCUUGAUGUGGGAUCCCAAGAACAGGCCGACUACCACUCAGGCUUUGAACCAUGAGUACUUUGCUGAUGCAGUCGAUCCUUUGAGACCCAAGUCGUCAGCUUCGAGACUGCUCGGUCGGAAGCUCUCUGAAAAGAGUUUCAAGUCUCCCUCCAAGGAUUCCACCGACUCUCCAGCAUUGUCUACAAAAUCUUCUUGGUUCAGAAGAUCGAUUAUCGGAAGAUCAGAAAGCCCUGCUCCUGCUGUUGAGAAUGACCAGCAAGCGCGGCCACCCAUGGUGUCUUACAAUACCACGCCCGAGGUGCAAGCCCAGAAGGGCCGGUCAGUCACGAACAAGCGAGCAACCUGGACCAACGGGGCUCCAAUGCCCAUUCUGCCUUCUAUUCGACCUGUGUCACCCCUGUCAAAUGCUGUUACCGCGCAGGCAAACUCCAGCCUGGCUCACAACAGCGACAACACUGGUACGAACCCGGAUGAGGCUGGUAAGGCCUCUACCAAGAAGAUCGGUCGUCAGUUGUCAGUGAACUCCAACAGCAAUCACUACGCGGAUCUUCACAGGCAGGAGGCGGAAAGGGCAUUAAACGGCCUAGGAGGUGGGGUGAACUCGUCGACUACGCAGAAGGAGAGUUUCUUUUCGCAUCUGCGGAAACGGGCUCGCAGACUUUCCGGUCGCAACCAGGCAGCAGCGGCAGGAGCCAAUUAUGACAUUGAAGCGAACGCUGGCUGGUCUAAUCGAUCCUCGUUGGCCCUUGACUCCGUCAACAUCAUGGACUCCAAAUCGAGCGGUUUUUCCGACUUGGAUAAAGCUCUUCAGAACGUGAAGUAUGAUAGUGACUCUGCGAAUAUUCCCGCCCAACUUGCCUCUCCGUCGAGCAAUACUCCUAAGCGGCAGUCAAUGCCUCAAGGCUCCAUCCGCUCCACAGCCGAGAGCCCAACGUCGAUGGCUGCCGGCAAUGGACCAAUCUCCAGUCGGACGUGGCGAGCUAUGCAGAUGGCCACUCAUCCUGUUCAUCGGUAUGAGACCCCUGAGGAGGAAGACGAGCUUCUUGAUGAGGUGCUGCAUUCUGCAAACGCGGCUGCCAAACGCCUUGCUCAGCGGUACGAGGAUUCAACGUCCUCGCUGUACAAGGAUGACAGUUCGACGUUGGCAAAUGAUUCGGGUCAUGCGCUACCGAACCCAUACCCUACUCCUUCCCCUUCCGCCAAGCGCGACGGCGUCUCUUUCGGUGACAGUGAGAUGACUCCCGUACGGCACGCAAAUGCCGGCGAUGGGAAGACUGAGGGUGAAAAGUUGAAUUGUCAGUGGCCCACUCCCCCUUACGAGGAAAAUGAAUGGGCCAGUUCAGUCGCUGCGAGCAUUCUCGCAACUGGAUCUACCUACAGGUAG
Molecule: messenger RNA, 2595 nt
Organism: Rasamsonia emersonii CBS 393.64
Lineage: Eukaryota; Fungi; Ascomycota; Eurotiomycetes; Eurotiales; Trichocomaceae
Product: Non-specific serine/threonine protein kinase
Exons: 4
Biological process (GO): protein phosphorylation; intracellular signal transduction
Cellular component (GO): cytoplasm; nucleus
Molecular function (GO): protein serine/threonine kinase activity; ATP binding
Source: RefSeq, a predicted model, not a curated record